Gallus gallus (chicken) is the source of this 2415-nucleotide messenger RNA. RefSeq lists its product as uncharacterized. Bases 1405 to 2415 code for a protein of 336 amino acids. Lineage: Eukaryota; Metazoa; Chordata; Aves; Galliformes; Phasianidae. Gene Ontology annotation, molecular function: ubiquitin protein ligase activity. The transcript is spliced from 2 exons. Gene Ontology annotation, biological process: protein monoubiquitination; protein polyubiquitination. The record is from RefSeq and is a predicted model, not a curated record.
CCAGAAAACUCACCCCAGCUGCUCUCACCACAGCUUUUGGUUGCCACGCUUUUCUGUCAUCCCUCAUUGCUAUUCUGUUUGAUGCAGGACAGUCAAUGAGAACUGUGCCCAAAUGGCAUUUUCAGCCCCAGCUCAACUCAAUAGUCAGCAAUAUAAAAAGUCACACGUUGUCUCUUGAGAGCAAAAUCCAACUUGAAGCGUGGGCUUUCUUCACCUGGAAGGUCUUGCACUGAACAGCAAGCUUUAGUGCAAACCCCCACUUUGCUCAAAGAUGUUGUCUUGCCUAAGUAAUAGAUCUCAAAUGGAUGCCAGAAACAGCGCAACCUCAUUAAGAAAUGAGUAGAAGUUCCAAAAUCCUGAAGGGAACCUCUCUCUCCGACCAGAAACACCUACAAGUGCAUCAUUUCUCUUUACGCCAUCUGGGUAACCUCUCCCAUUUCGUGUGUUUUCAGUCAUGAAAGAAGGCAAUUUGAGAACUGAAGGAUACAAACUCUUGACUAGAAUGUGUUGUCAUCUAUCAUCCCGACACGGAAAAAGCUUCCAGUGGCUCAUCUGCUGCAGUACAUCUUUCCUGAAUGCUGCCUGUCUCAACGCAAACUGCCUCACUUGAUUUUCGGUCUUGAAAGUAAAUUGUGAGGCAUAAAGCAACUGUUACAGGCAUAAAACUGUUAGUGUACGUAACAAAAAUUCAGGCAUAUUUAUUUAUUAAAAAAUAAAAAGAAAGACAGCAACAAAAACAAAAAGCAAGAACAAAAAAACAAACAAACAAACAAAAAAACCAAGCGGAAUAUUGGUCCAAUCGUCACCACUGCAAUCCAUACCGGAGCGAUGCCCCAGCUCAUGAAAACUAUUGCUAAAAACCACAUCAUAAUGUUAAAAGGUUAUGAUCUUGUGGGCCACGUUCCUGACUGCCCAGAGCCACGUGCAACCCGUGGGCCAUGGGUUGAACAGGCCUGGUGUGGUGGCAGACCUGGAGUGCUAGGUUAACAUUAGGACUCGAUGACAUGAGCGGUCUUUCCAACCCCAAAGGGGUCACCAAGCAGCAGGCUAUGACGUCACCGGGUGAUGGAUUGUGAUUGCAUGGCCCUCACUGCUUAUACCGGGGCGCCGGCAGAGCCUGGCUCAGUCUGGCUUGUUCCUGGAUCGUGCUGAGCGACUCUGCGAGGCUUGGAGGUCGAGCAAGGCUUUAGCUGUGCUGUGCCGGGCCGUGCCUGUGGCUGCUUGCAGCAGCUCCCAGAGCUCAUCCCCACAGCACCUCUCGUGUUUCCCUGGCCCUGCCCUGUGCAGGCAGCCGGGGCCCAGCGAGACGCGCCCGCAGCAGCGGAGUGCGUGACUGCAGCACCGGUGAAGGAGAGCCACUGUCACCCUCUGCUCUCUCCACCUGUAGCAGCCAGUAAGACGACCAUGGCCACAACAGAGGCGUGGACGUGUCCCAUCUGCCGCGACGUGCGACGAGACAUCGCGUCUGUGGUCCCGUGCAGCCAUCAGUUCUGCGUGGGCUGCAUCCAGCGGUGGGCGAGGCUGAGGGACAGCUGCCCGCUCUGCAGGACGGCCAUGAGGACCAUCAAGGUCUCUGUGUGGGGGGACCAGCACUAUGAAGAGUGCGUUGUCUCCCCGCCCGCAGUGCCGGUACCCGCUGGCUUCCAGCCCGGCACCGCCACCCACUCCAACGGCACUGCGGCACGUGCUCCAUCCCCGCUGCCACGGCCACCCCAGCAGACGGCCGCGGAGCCAGAGGCGAGGGCGAGGCUGGGCGGCCUCCUGCCGCAGGAGUGGGCGGCACUGUUCAGGGAGCGACACAGCAUCCUCAACCCCGUGCUGCCCUCCCUGCACCAGAAGCUCUCUGCCAUCCAAGGGAUCCACUGGUGGCAGGUCCUGUCGGCAGAGAGCCUCUUCCUCUGCUGCCUGUGUUGGAUGGGGCCGGACAGGGACUUCAUGCUCCGGUGCGCAGAGCCCAGCUUGGGACCCAUGGCCGCGCCGCUCACUGACUGGCUCGUGCAAGCCAUCGUCAGUCGCUGCGGCCGGGAAGCCCGCAGGCUGCGCGGCCUCGAGGAUGAGGAGGACAGCCGUGCGACCGCUUCCCCACAGAGGACCCUCACAGCCAGCACCACGCCCUCCGGCAGCUCUGCGGGCCUGGACGCGGAAGAGCUCCCCGGCACAUCCAGUGGGCUCCUUCACGGGGACGCUGGCGAGCUCCGCGCCGCACCCAGCCCUGGGGAGCGGGAGCAGCCCCGUGAGGAGCCGGGGCGGGAGGCAGCAGGGCCCAGCGCCCAGGGCCGCAGCCACGGCCGCUCCGCUCCCGGCCGGGGCCGGCAGCGCUGCUCUGGGGGACCCCGUCGGCCCACGAAGAGGAGGGCCAGCAGUGCCCUGGGUGCUCCACAGCCCUGCAAGAGGCCGCCCCCCCGGCGCCGCUAG